This is a messenger RNA of Aureobasidium pullulans EXF-150, 488 nucleotides long. RefSeq lists its product as uncharacterized. Bases 70 to 483 code for a protein of 137 amino acids. The transcript has a single exon. The record is from RefSeq and is a predicted model, not a curated record. Lineage: Eukaryota; Fungi; Ascomycota; Dothideomycetes; Dothideales; Saccotheciaceae.
GAAGAAGAGCCUCAAGCCAAUUUCCACACGGAGCAAUCAUCUACUACAAAACGCAGUGAUGGUCGUAGCAUGACCAUCGGCAGAGACGAAGAUCCUCUGCAAGGCAUGGUUCAUGACCGGAACCAGUAUCGACUACCGCAAAACCCCACACCAGACAGAAAGUCAUCUGGCCUAAGCCAAAUUGAAAGUGGACUUUCGGCGUUGUUGGAUGAGCGGUUAUCGAAAGAGCUCCAGAAACUCAAAGCAACGUUUCAGACCGAGAUGAUCGCUCUUCGGACUAGCGUAAGGGAUUUCGCUCAGAACAGAGGAGGUAGUGGGCUCGAAGAGCAGAUGAAGGAGAUGGAAACGCAGAUUGAGGACGAGAGAGCCACCAGGCUGAGACUGGAAGACGAGAAUAUGAGAUUAAAGAACAGAAUGUCUCGACUUGAAGCCAGGCAAGUGGCUGGGAUGAACGAUUUGCAAGAUCAGAUCCGGCAGCUAUAAGGAGA